Messenger RNA from Clonostachys rhizophaga, 1005 nucleotides. The record is from the annotation of a GenBank genome assembly. Lineage: Eukaryota; Fungi; Ascomycota; Sordariomycetes; Hypocreales; Bionectriaceae.
AUGGCACCAAUCACGAAAGUCAAGCAAUCAAACACCGAGAGUCUUCCUGCCUUCAUCCCUGAUGAAAUGGUUGCCGUCUUCAUCGGUGCAACCUCCGGAAUUGGUGAAGCUACACUUAAACAAUUUGUUGUCGCUGCCAAGGGGAAGUCUCCGCGUGUUUAUGUCGUCGGUCGCAGUGCAAUGAAAUCGGCCCCCUUGCUUGAAGAGCUUACGCGCACUGAUCCCGCCGCUCGAAUUGAAUUCAUUGAGAAAGAUGGCUCUCUCCUUCAGGAUAUUGAAGCAGCUACAUCACUUAUUAGAAAGAACGAGACUAGAGUGGAUUUGCUGUUCAUCUCUAUCGGCUUUAUCUCCUUUGAAGGAAGAAUUGAAACGUCCGAAGGCCUAGAGCCUUCAAUGACAACCCGCUUUUACAGCCGCGCUUUAGCUAUUCAACAACUGCUCCCCCUCCUAAACAACUCCGAGAACCCGCACGUUAGCAAUGUUUUGGCUGGCGGGAUGGAGUCCUCAAUUGACUUGGACGACCUUGACCUUGCGAAGCCCGGCAACUACUCCAUCGUGAAAGCAGCCGUCCACUCAGCCACCAUGCUCACAUUAAUGUUGGAGAAAUGGGCCAAGGAGAACCCAAAGAUCAGCUUCGUCCACUCCCACCCCGGCAUUGUCCGCACUCCGAUUCUAUCCCGCGCUUCCAGGGGAAUCUCCGGCAUUCUUCUCCGAAACGUUGUAUCACCUCUGGUGAAUACAUUCUUUGCAACAUCCGCAGAUGAUUCUGGCGCUCGAUCCCUCUUCCAAGCGACUAAUGCUCGGUACACUGUGGACGCUAACACGUCGCUGUCACCGCCCAUCCCUGAGGGCCUGGGCAAGGCUACCAUGACACCGGGUGGUGUAUUUUUGGUUAAUCAGAAUAGCGAGAUAACCGACAACGAGAAGAUACUGAAGGAGUUGAGGGUAUCCUCUGCCGACUUGGUGGCCACUCAUUUCGAGGGCAUUCUCGCUAGGGUGCUCUAA